Messenger RNA from Monosiga brevicollis MX1, 1098 nucleotides. RefSeq lists its product as uncharacterized. Lineage: Eukaryota; Choanoflagellata; Craspedida; Salpingoecidae. The transcript is spliced from 4 exons. The coding region runs from base 1 to 1098 and encodes 365 amino acids. The record is from RefSeq and is a predicted model, not a curated record.
AUGGCAAUGUUCCUGCCACUUUUAGUGGCCGUUUGGUGGGCGUGCCCUGCACAGGCUGGCCCAAUCAAUCUGGAUCUCCUCAAUUUUUUUGAGCUGCAGCUUAUUCAGUCCCAAUUCGAGUGUCGCGAUGGCUUUUCGCUCAACAGCCUGAACCGCCGCAAGCUGAAUCGAUUUGUCGCGCAGUUCAAGGAGGUUCUGGUUGAGGAGUGCAACAUCCAGGCGUGUGGUAUCAAGCUUGAUACGCGUUUUGAUCUGGACGUGAGUGGCAGCCAAUUCGAGGUUGACUUGACCGAUGGCAAUUUGGAGACACUCAUCGCCACGUGCCUGAGCUAUAAGGAGGUUGAGCUGAUGGGCUGCAACGUGGCUGCGAUUGAAGCGUCAACCAUGUCCACAACGACUAGCACCAGCACGACUAGCACAACCACUACUACCACCAGCACAACAAGCACGAGCACGACGUACUUGGACGCGUGCCUGGAAGCAGCACACGUACAGGAAGCAUCCUUUGAAGGCUACCGACAGGCAAGAGGCAGCCGAAUCGUGCAUGCCAAUGACCGGGUGUGGGCAGGUGCAUGGGAUUCAAGUGCCAUGAUUGUGCCUUGGGGCUUCUUCACUCCCGAGCUGGGCCGCCGAGGCGAUGGGGAGCAUGCAAUGGUGCUCUUUGGAAUGGAAGCGGACGUGUCGCAGACAACACGUCUUCAAUGGACAGGCGGCGUCACAUAUGAGGUGUCAUUGGCACUCGGUCUAGGAUCAGGCUAUUACGAUAACGAAUUGACCUUUGGCUUACGGGAUGGCGAGGGCAACGUGGUUGUCUCGAGGACGGUAUCGUCUGCCAACAUGAGCAGCAGUUCCUUUGUGACCGGCAAUCGACAGCGUGAGCGUUUGCAUCUCAAAUGUGGCGACCUCGACGACCUCGACCUCGACGACAUCCACAACGUCGACAUCCACAACAUCAACAUCCACAACAUCAACAUCCACAACGUCGACAUCCACAACAUCGACGUCCACCACUCAGACGCAGACGACGGGUUCGACAUCGACCCCAACAACGCCAGUUACCACAACCACCACCACCUCGACCACUUCUACAACAACUAG